AUGCUGCUACUCUCGCCCUUCAUCCAUCUGGUGUCGUUAGUCAUCCCGCUGAUUUUGACGCUGGAAGUGCUCAACAUGGUGUGUCUGACCACGAAGAGCACCGACAACGCAGCCAGCAAAAGCGGCAGAAAGGGGUCGAGUUCCUCAAUCCCGACAAUUUCGUCAUCAGAUGUCAAUGUUCGGACGCUUAUCUAUAUGUUGAAAUACUGGACGCUGUACGUGAUGCUGUUUGGGAUGCUGUCUAAUUUAACGUGGACGCUUUUGAGCGUUUUGCCAUUUGGGUCUCUUGGCUUUCUGUGUCUCAACGGAUUUGUCACUUUGGAGUUAGUUUAUCAGUUUAUUGAGUUCAUUGAGAGUCAAGACGGCAAGGUUUUCUUUCUCUUCAAUAAGUUCAAUGACUCGAACGUCACUUGGUGGCAGUGGGUGAAUUAUGCAACGACGUACGACGAAAAUAACGUUGCUUCAAAUUUUGUGUUCGGUAAACUGACACAGUUCGUCAUCUCGCUGGCCAACAGGUCUCCUUUUUCACGCACUGAUUAUUUGGACCGUGGUUUCAACAUUAUGGAACUGUACUUGAGACAAUUCACGCACACGAUUAUCAUGCAACGUGAAGCCUACGGACAGCAGCAGCAGCAGCGCCAAGCCAGACAACCGCGAGAUCACGAGCAGGAUACAUCAGCAAAUGUUGGCAGGAAAUCAACAGCUUCAAGAUUCAGUGAAGGUUACGAUAUGCUCGACGAUAUCCUUCAAGAAAGCAGACAGCGAAAAAAUUAG
Molecule: messenger RNA, 774 nt
Organism: Zygotorulaspora mrakii
Lineage: Eukaryota; Fungi; Ascomycota; Saccharomycetes; Saccharomycetales; Saccharomycetaceae
Gene: ATG40
Product: Atg40p
Exons: 1
Coding region: 1-774 (257 amino acids)
Source: RefSeq, a predicted model, not a curated record